CAUCUGCGCUCCUCCGCCCGUUCGUCCGGUGCGCGCAUCACUCACGCCCUCCACAGCCAAGUACAGCGCGUGCGCUCCGGUGCUUCGAUUCCGCCGUCUCCUCGCGAACAUGGCGGCGCCUGCGCUCUCCAGCCGGGCUGGUUCAGCUGGCAACAGCCCUACAGCCACCCCGAACAGCACCAAACACGUCCCGCAGCCCCCCGAGCUGGACUUCAGGUCCGGUACCAGGAUAGAGGAGCUCAACCGCCUGAUCGCCGAAUUCAGCAAGCACGAGCAGCGGGAGUAUGACGACCAGCGAGCGCUCGAGAUCCACACGGCCAAGGACUUCAUCUUCUCCAUGCUCGGCAUGGUGCAGAAGUUGGACCAGAAGCUUCCGGUUGCCAAUGAGUACCUGCUGUUGUCCGGCGGGGUGAGGGAGGGUGUGGUCGACAUGGAUCUGGACGAGUUGACGGUGUAUGCGAGGGGAGCGGAUUACGACAUGGACUUCACGCUGCUGGUUCCCGCGCUCAAACUCCACGACCGAAACCAGCCGGUCACGUUGGACAUGCGUCACUCGGCGCUCUGCCACUCCUGGCUCAGCCUGCGACUGUUUGACGAGGGAACCAUCAACAAGUGGAAGGACUGUUGCACUGUGGUCGACCACGUUAACGGUGCAACUAACUACUUUUUCUCGCCCACGCUGGUGGCCGAUUGGUUCUACGAAUCCAUUAGUAUGGUUUUGGCGGAGAUUCAGAAGAAGCCGCAGCGCGGUGUUCCAAGGGUCGAGAAGGUUGAGCGCAAUGCGACAGUUAUCUCCAUCAUCUUGGGCGUCGGAGGCAGCCGGAUGUUGUACGAUGUGGUCCCAGUGGUGUCGUUCAAGGGUUGGCCUGCGGUGGCCCAAAGCUGGCUGAUGGAAAACCAUUUUUGGGAUGGGAAAAUCACAGAGGAGGAAGUGAUCAGUGGGUUUUAUUUGCUGCCUGCAUGCUCUUCUACAGGCCAGAAGGAAAACGAAUGGCGUUUGUCGUUUGCGCGCAGCGAGGUGCAGCUGAAGAAGUGCAUCUCUGCGAGUCUGAUGCAGGCGUACCAGGCUUGUAAAGCUCUGAUUAUUAAGCUGCUGUCUCGACCCAAAGCUAUCAGCCCGUACCACCUGCGUUCGCUUAUGCUUUGGGCCUGCGACCGCCUACCGCAUACGUACUUGGCGCAGGAAGACUAUGCCGCGCACUUCCUGCUUGGUUUGAUCGACGACUUGCAGCAUUGCUUGGUGAAUAAGACCUGCCCUAAUUACUUCAUCCCACAAUGCAACAUGCUAGAGCACCUCAGCGACGACACGGCCAUGCUGCAUGCACGCAAGUUGUCGUCCGUACGCUCCGACCCAGCGGAGCACUUGCGGAGCGCAAUCGAGCACGCAAAAGCCGCCUCGCGGCUCACACUUGAGCUUCAGUGGCGCGGAGGAAGCUCAAACCUGCCGUCGCCGCUGUCGGACCCAGGAGGCGAUCAGCAACCGGACGACCGGCUUGCGAAGAAACUCCAGCAGCUGGUCACAGAGAAUCCUGGGAAGUCCAUCUCCGUUUUCAUCAACCCAGACGACGUCACACGACCUCACUUUCGCAUUGAUGAUAAAUUCUUCUGAAGCCACACCCACUGAUCUAAUUGGAACACUGUCAGCAGACAACCUUCGCAUCGGUGACAUUCUUCUGAAGCCACGCCCUCUGAUCUGAUUGGCUGCUGGCUGCAGACAACAUCACGCAACCUCACCUUCGCAUCGGUGACAUUUUUCUGAAGCCACACCCUCUGAUCCGAUUGGACACUGACUGCAGAUGACCUCACUUUCACAUUAGUGACAAAUUCUCCUAAAGCCACGCCUCCAAAUCUGAUUGGACGCUGACUAAAGACGACGUCAUACAACUUUCACAAUGAUGACAAAUUCUUUUGAAGCCACACCCACUGAUCUGAUUGGAUCACUGACUGUGGAUGACCUCACCUUCGCAUCGGUGACAUUCUUCUGAAGCCACGCCCUCUAAUCUAAUUGGCUGCUGACUGCAGACGACGUCACGCAACCUCACUUGCAUAGAUAAUAAAUUCUAAUGAAGCCACACCCCCUGAUCUGAUUGGACGCUGACUGCAGAUGACCUCACUUUCACAUCAGUGUCAAAUUCUUCUGAAGCCACACCCCCUGAUAUGAUUGGACUCUGCAGAUAACCUUACUUUCACAUCAGUGACAAAUUCUUCUGAAGCCACGCCCCCAAAUCUGAUUGGGCGCUGACUACAGAUGACGUUACACAACUUCACUUUUGCAUUAAUGACAAAUUCUUCUGAAGCCACGCCCCCAAAUCUGAUUGGGCACAGACUAAGAUGACGUUACACAACUUCACUUUCGCAUCGAUGACAGAUUCUUCUGAAGCCACACCCCUUGAUCUGAUUGGGCGCUGACUGCUUUGUUCUGUUUUUAAUGAGUUCCAGAAGCAUAAAGCCGUGUGACUUCAGACUUUGAAUAUGAUGUUAAAAAUGGACAUGAUCCUGUUUCACUGCUGCCAGUUGAAGUCGUGUUCACAUAUCUGUUCCUCCCCAUUACAGAUGCCCAGUUUUUACUGGAAGGAGAGCGAGAGAAUGAGAGAUUUAUGGACGGAUGUGGAGGGAGGACGGUUUGUGAAUGGCUCAUGUGGGAAACAGGAAACCCAUAACUCCACUCAGAAGUGCAAUUAGACAAAAUGUGUUUAUAUGCUUUACUUGUAAGUACACUGUAACGUUAUACUGUAAACACUAUUUUAGACACAAUCGUUUUCACAAACACACUGGCUGAACUUUUACUCUCACAAACUGCACACUAGGCCUCCAAAAAUACACAGAAACACACUCCCUGUGAUGAUGGAUGUUUGUUUCUUUUAAAACAAAAUCUCUUUGGGUGAAUCUCAUGAAAACAUGUCCAGGUAACAUUUUACAACUCCAAAAAUGUAAGUAUUUAUAUUUUGCAUGAAGAAAAUAAAGCCUAUUUUAGAAGAUGUUUUUCAUUUUAACCAUAUUUUCAUGAAAUUUAAACACAUUUUAAACCCAAACUUUUUUAUUCUUAUUAGAUUCUCAUUACUGUAAUACUUAAUUUUUGUUUUAUUAUUAUUAUUAAUAAAUUAAAGAUCAUACUUCAAAUAAUAUCAGGAUAUAGAUAUACUUUGCAGUUUAAAUAAUAUAUAUUUUUCGCAUUGCAUUGAGAAUUGCGAGGCUUUUCAUGAAAAAUCUUGAUCCUAAAAUAGGCUUUUAAAUUGGUUUCAUGAGAUUCACCCUUUGGAAAAAAAAAAAAUCAAAAGAACUUUAUUUGUUUGUGUUUUUUAUAAUAUAUUAUGCUGCUAAACAUAAUAGGUGCAUUAAUAAUUUUUGUUUUUGUAAUAAUUUGAGUAUUUUGAUCAUUAUGUGUUGUAACUUGUGUCCGUACUGCUGUAAUUAACCCUGCCCACUUCUCCCAGUUAGACCAAUCUGACGGGCCGAUUAUCAGCAUCAACCAAUCAUGUGAUGUGCAUUUCUCAUUUAAUUACUGACACAUGCAUAUAUUUGCAUGUAAUUGGUAGGAGGGACCGAUCAUAACAGACCAAACGUGAAUCUUCAAGCUCUACAGGGACCAAUCGUAAUGCCUUAUCACUGAAAUCAACCAAUGGGGUGUUUUUAUUCCGAUUAAGGGGGUUAAAGACUCUUUUUGAACCCCGACCGUGUGUUUCUCUUUAUAUCUGAAUCAGGACAUAUCAGAACUAAACUGAACAUGUUGAUUUAUUUUAGCUGUCAUCAUUAGACUGAUGUCCAUGAUAAUAUGUACAUGUUAUUUAGACUUAUGCUUGAUAAAUAUCUCUGAUAUGCCAGCGGGCUUAUGGACACCUCGGCAAAAUAACAUAUCUGCUCUGGAUCAGUGUUGCAUUGCAUUUUAACUUGUGUUUGGUAAAUAAAGCUGUACAGAAAUACA
This is a messenger RNA of Megalobrama amblycephala (Wuchang bream), 3922 nucleotides long. Its product is annotated as nucleotidyltransferase MB21D2. Bases 110 to 1609 code for a protein of 499 amino acids. NCBI's taxonomy places the organism in Eukaryota, Metazoa, Chordata, Actinopteri, Cypriniformes, Xenocyprididae. The record is from RefSeq and is a predicted model, not a curated record. The transcript has 2 exons.